Molecule: messenger RNA, 1859 nt
Organism: Acanthopagrus latus (yellowfin seabream)
Lineage: Eukaryota; Metazoa; Chordata; Actinopteri; Spariformes; Sparidae
Gene: casq2
Product: calsequestrin 2
Exons: 11
Coding region: 240-1568 (442 amino acids)
Biological process (GO): regulation of cardiac muscle contraction by regulation of the release of sequestered calcium ion
Cellular component (GO): sarcoplasmic reticulum lumen
Molecular function (GO): calcium ion binding
Source: RefSeq, a predicted model, not a curated record
UUGUGUCUGCAGGGAGAAGGCUUGAAGGAGUGUUGGACAGUUGCUUGCUCCUGAAGAUGCUAGCAGAAGCUGGAUUUCUCUGCACAGCUUGGGAUGCUUGAGAGCUGCCACUGACGGACCAACUUUUAAACCUCUGAAACUUUCCAACAUUUCCCUUUCGGCUCUUGGGUGACCUUUUUUAUACUGUGAAACUAGAACCAAACUCUUGACUCCUGGGGUUGUGUGGUCUGUGUCGCACCAUGCCCUCCCUGUGGUUGUUCCUGCUCCCUGUGCUGAGCCUCGUUCCUCUGGCCCUGGCCGAGAAGGGCCUGGAGUUCCCACAGUACGAUGGGAAGGACCGCGUCCUAGAUAUCAAUGACAAGAACUACAAGAAAGCCUUGAAGAAAGACAGCAUGGUGUGCCUGUUCUACCACGGGCCCAUACCAGACAGCAAGGAGCAGCAGAAGCAACACCAGAUGACCGAGCUGGUCCUGGAGCUUGUAGCUCAGGUUUUGGAGGAGAAGGACAUUAGAUUUGGGAUGGUCGACUCACACAAAGAUGCAAAAGUGGCAAAGAAACUGGGCCUGGAGGAGGAGGGCAGUGUGUAUGUUUUCAAGGAUGAUCGGGUGAUCGAGUUUGACGGCUUGCUCUCGGCUAACACCCUGACGGAGUUCUUGUUGGACCUGCUGGAGGAGCCGGUGGAGGUGAUUGGAAAUGCUCUGGAGCUGAGAGCCUUUGACAGGAUGGAGGAAGACAUCCGCCUCAUUGGCUACUUCAAGAGCGAGGACUCUGAGCACUACGAAGCCUUUAAAGAAGCUGCAGAGCAGUUCCAGCCCUACAUUAAGUUCUUUGCCACUUUUGUGAAAUCUGUGGCCAAGGAGCUGACUCUAAAGAUGAACGAGGUGGAUUUCUAUGAGCCCUUCAUGGAGGAGCCGGUCACCAUCCCAGGCAAGCCUCACUCUGAGGAGGACCUGGUGGAGUUCAUAACAGAACACAGACGACCAACUCUGAGAAAGCUGCGUGCAGAGGACAUGUUCGAGACCUGGGAGGAUGAUAUCGAUGGCAUCCACAUUGUGGCUUUUGCUGAGGAGGAGGACCCCGAUGGAUACGAGUUCUUAGAGAUCCUGAAGGAGGUGGCCAGAGACAACACCCACCUACCUGAGCUCAGCAUCGUCUGGAUUGACCCUGAUGACUUUCCACUGCUUAUCCCCUACUGGGAGAAGACCUUCAAGGUGGACCUGUUCAGACCACAGAUUGGAGUCGUCAACGUUACAGAUGCCGACAGUGUGUGGAUGGAGAUGGACGAUGAGGAGGACCUGCCCACGCCCAAGGAGCUCGAGGACUGGAUCGAAGAUGUGCUCUCUGGCAAAGUCAACACAGAGGAUGAUGACGAUGACGACGACGAUGAUGACGAUGAUGAUGAUGAUGAUGACAGUGAAGAUGAUGAGGAUGAUGACAGUGAAGAUGAUGAAGAUGAGGAUGACAAUAAUGGUGAUGACAAUGAUGAGGAGGAUGAUGGUGACAGUGAGGAUGAAGAUGAAGACGAUGAUGAUGAUGAAGAUGAUGAUGACGAUGACGACGAUGAGUAAUCCAUAGCAUAAGAACAGUAAUUGUUGACUCUUCAGUUUUAACUGUGCAGCAAAACGACUUUUCACAAAUGUGUACUGAACAUGUUCCCACUAAUGACAACCAGUCUGUCAGUCUGUCUGUUGGACUUCUGUGAUGAUGUAAAUAAACCUGGAGUGGGUUUGGGGAUUUAGAAUAAAAGACUUAUAUAGUAAAAUGUCUGGUCCAGACAUUUAUCUCACCUUACACGUGACAAUUAUUUAUAUAUUUAUAUAUGUAAAUGGUUGUUGAUAAUAAAGGACUGUCGACGUCAA